AUGAAGUCAACUCCCACCCUGCCACCUCCCAUCCUGUCACCUCCCACCCUGCCACCUCCCACCCUGCCACCUCCCAUCCUGUCACCUCCCACCCUGCCACCUCCACCCUGCCACCUCCCAUCCUGUCACCUCCCUCCCUGUCAACUCCCACCCUGCCACCUCCCAUCCUGUCACCUCCCACCCUGCCACCUCCCACCCUGCCACCUCCCAUCCUGUCACCUCCCACCCUGUCACCUCCACCAUGUCACCUCCCACCCUGCCACCUCCCACCCUGCCACCUCCCACCCUGUCAUCUCCCAACCUGUCGCCUCCCACCCUGCCACCUCCCUCCCUGUCACCUCCCUCCCUGCCACCUCCCACCCUGUCACCUCCCACCCUGCCACCUCCCACCCUGCCACCUCCCACCCUGCCAGCUCCCACCCUGUCGCCUCCCACCCUGUCACCUCCCACCCUGUCACCUCCCACCCUGUCACCUCCCACCCUGUCACCUCCCACCCUGCCGCCUCCCACCCUGCCACCUCCCACCCUGUCACCUCCCACCCUGUCACCUCCCACCCUGCCACCUCCCAUCCUGUCACCUCCCAACCUGUCGCCUCCCACCCUGCCACCUCCCUCCCUGUCACCUCCCACCCUGCCACCUCCCAUCCUGUCACCUCCCACCCUGCCACCUCCCACCCUGCCACCUCCCAUCCUGUCACCUCCCACCCUGCCACCUCCACCCUGUCACCUCCCACCCUGCCACCUCCCACCCUGCCACCUCCCACCCUGUCAUCUCCCAACCUGUCGCCUCCCACCCUGCCACCUCCCUCCCUGUCACCUCCCUCCCUGCCACCUCCCAUCCUGUCACCUCCCACCCUGCCACCUCCACCCUGUCACCUCCCACCCUGUCUACUCCCACCCUGCCACCUCCCAUCCUGUCACCUCCCAACCUGUCGCCUCCCACCCUGCCACCUCCCUCCCUGUCACCUCCCUCCCUGCCACCUCCCAUCCUGUCACCUCCCACCCUGCCACCUCCACCCUGUCACCUCCCACCCUGUCUACUCCCACCCUGCCACCUCCCAUCCUGUCACCUCCCAACCUGUCGCCUCCCACCUUGCCACCUCCCUCCCUGUCACCUGUCACCCUGCCACCUCCCACCCUGUCACCUCCCACCCUGUCACCUCCCAACCUGCCACCUCCCACCCUGUCACCUCCCUCCCUGUCACCUCCCACCCUGCCACCUCCCAUCCUGUCACCUCCCACCCUGCCACCUCCCACCCUGUCACCUCCCACCCUGCCACCUCCCUCCCUGUCACCUCCCACCCUGCCACCUCCCACCCUGUCACCUCCCUCCCUGUCACCUCCCACCCUGCCACCUCCACCCUGUCACCUCCCUCCCUGUCACCUCCCACCCUGCCACCUCCCACCCUGUCACCUCCCACCCUGUCACCUCCCACCCUGCCACCUCCCACCCUGUCAUCUCCCAACCUGUCACCGUUAUCAGACCCUUGA
Messenger RNA from Oncorhynchus keta (chum salmon), 1491 nucleotides. RefSeq lists its product as uncharacterized. The transcript has a single exon. The coding region runs from base 1 to 1491 and encodes 496 amino acids. Lineage: Eukaryota; Metazoa; Chordata; Actinopteri; Salmoniformes; Salmonidae. The record is from RefSeq and is a predicted model, not a curated record.